Phytomonas sp. EM1 is the source of this 7434-nucleotide messenger RNA. The record is from the annotation of a GenBank genome assembly. NCBI's taxonomy places the organism in Eukaryota, Euglenozoa, Kinetoplastea, Trypanosomatida, Trypanosomatidae.
AUGGAUGACAUUGUUUUCCCUCCAUGGGUGCUCACCUCUCCUGUCUUCGCAUUUGCUUCAGUACUGGCACGCUCGAUUAUCAAAGAAACGUAUCUGAAGGACAGCUCCCUUCAGAAUAAACUCUCGCCGCAAUUCACACGAAAUCAGCUCGACUUUGGGGAAUCUUACCAUGAUAGUGAAGCGAAUCCAUCAAACGUGAUGAUGUGCCCGAAGGACACCGUUGCCGGAAUGAUCAGGCGCUCAAGUGAGGAAGAGGAUGGCAGCGAUAUCUCAGGCAUCCUUUCCACUUCGUCCGCCUUUGAUUGUGACACGCUGAGGGAGCGGUGGGUGAAGUUUGUGAAUCGGACGAGCUUCUCGGAUCACUUUAUACACGGUGGAGUGGAGCAGAAUGGGACAGCUUUGGGUGAAGCGUCACUAAAUCGUCUUCUGAGCACACGCCCUGCAACACUCAGGGCCACAUUACCAGGUACAAAUCAUGCAGACUGCUUUUCCACCAAUCUGACCAACGUCACCGGUAUUCUACACGAUCCACGUGUACAGCGUUUGAUGCGACUUUCGUGUCUGAGUAAUUUUGCGCUUUGCAAUGCGCAUAGCAAGGAGAUGGCAAUAUCGGCCAAGCACGCGGCCGCCAUCACUGCACUAAUGGCUUUCACGGUAGAGUGUCGGUAUCUGCCCAGUGCCGUUUCUGCGGGGUUCUAUGUGGAAUGCAGCUCCUUGUUCAGUACCUUCGUGAGUAGAUUGAGAGAUUACAACUUUUGUGAAGGUGUAGACAUUAAGGGUUUCGUGGCCGCCAUCAUCGCAUGUGGGCUUUGCCUGCGGAAUGAGGAUUCGCGCAUCUAUAACAGUUCAGACAACAAUAAAAGUUGGGAGUCUUUAGAUGAUAGCGGAAGGGAUGCUAGGCUGUUUGGGUUUGAUCCCCGUAUCAUUGACAACGCAAUCCUGGCGUGUAUCCCAAGUUGUAUCGAUGAGGGCGUUAGUGAUCCGAUAAUGCUGGGCGCACUUCAGGGUCUUGCUUCUACUUACUCCCACAUCCCACGCUAUCUCGGCCCUCCCCUAGUUAGUCGGCUACUUCAAUUGACGGAUGAAUUUGUGCAGACGCCGCAUCGUCGCGACCUACCUUACAAGAGGCUCUUGUCGCGUUUGCUGGAGGCCAUGACCGGAUCCAGAGUCGUCGACUACAAACACGUCCACGGUUGGGUCACCGCGACAAUUCAAAAAAAUUAUAUCGUGCGCAGCCUCUUUCAGAAGGAGGAUUUACAUUCUAGGGUGGUUACCUCCGUGUUGACACUGCUUAUCCGGCAAUACCAAGAGGGGGUGAUGAAAUACCUUAGCGCAGGCAACAAGAAGGAAGAUCUGCCAGACUUUAGGGAAGGAAACAGGGCCAUCGAUUUGGUUUGGAAAGCGCUUCAGGAAGCUAUGGCCAUUUGGAAAGAAAUAUCGGCCAAACCUGUCACAUUGUACGGCGCCAAUUUGCGUGGCCUAAUCGAAAACUUACUGCGCAUGGAGGUAGAACGGUUACGAUGUGCUCAUCUCCUCAAGGACUCACAGAUCGAGACGGAAGUCAGUUUCAAUGCUAGAGCCUCGUCUGGCGUGAAUAUUGGUGUAGAGUGGCAAAGAAAGCUAGGUGCUAGUUCAACAUCAGAACAAGCUUCUUCAUUCGUGCUACAUAGUCCAGACGCUAUCCUUAGCCAUAUGAAAGCGGAGGGCUAUACACCAUAUAGCCUUUCUGACAAUGAGGAGCAGCUUCGCGUUCGCAUUCUCUCCAACAUUGUGAGUUUCCUUUUACUACCAACAAGUAUUAUGAGCGUCAUUCACAAAAGUGACGCACAGAUGCGUCAGCUGCGCAGCUACUUGGUGGGGCAGUGCACUAGUGUGAUGGCCAUCGUAUCCUCUGCGAUACCCAUCAUCAAUGAACACGCGAACCACGAGCUGCCCUACCCCUUGACAAAUGAUGAAGGGUCCACGGAUGCGUGUGGUUACCGCUUCCCAGAGGUGGGGUGUGACACAGGGGCAGCUCCGAUGCCGUCUGGUUCUCAGAAACAAAAUGUCCAGUUGUCUAAUUGGUACUACCACAAGGUAGCUAUCAUCACCCGCGAACUGACGCAGAUAGUGAUUUGCAUCGGUGGACGACCUGGCGGGACUUCCAUUGCUAGCCAUCCCAAUGCUGCUUGUGCUUCCAAUACAUUGUUUGGGACGGGGGACGCCGAUACGAUUGAAGCUGCCGCAGCAUGCCUGCAGUGCAUGUGCUCCAAUGACCCCACCAUCUGCUCCUUCGCGCUUUCGGAGGUCAUGGAUGCAAUAUUGCACGUGUUGUCGCAUAAAAAAGAUACCAACGAGUGUAAUCAAACAGAACUAGAGAACGCGAAACAGAUGGCCCAUCGACUCACUCUUUGCUUAGACACGCUGGCUAGUAUUGUGGUCCCAAUGCACUAUUCCUUGACACAUUCAGUGCAGCGCGGUGAGCUCGCGCGCUACGCCCAGCUGCUCUGCGAUACAUAUGAAGAUUCCCUUCGCCAGGUCCUCGUAGACAAUGAAAAGAGAGACACUGGUGAUGGGAAGGCAUGUACGCGGAAACUUGAUGAGGCUAAUGCGUCAUUGGGAGCGCUGAUCAUGAGCCUUCCCACCCCUAUCAUGACGGCGGCGGCUGAUGGCUACUGGAAACUAGUAGCUCGCAUGAGUGAGCGGCAGCACGUUAUGGCGUGUGAUGCGACGAAACAUCUCAGUGAUGAUAACGGCACAGGCGAUGGGAAUGUUCGAGAAAAGAAGAUGCGUUAUUUGAAGAUCCUUAAUGAUGAAAGUGAAGAUUUGGUGUUGUUUAUUGAAGGAGCAAUGCGCUGUAUGCUCAACAUAGCAUGGCCAGGCUCGGGAAUUAUCUAUCAGCAUCCACCACGCGGCGCCAGUCUUGAGCCAGAGAAUAUGGCAGAGCUUGCUUUGGCAUGCAUUGGUCAAUUUCUGAAACCUCUUUGUCUACUUUUUAACCUCGUGGCGCUGUUCCCAAUUCGUUCGCCGCGCGAUGGCAUUCUGGCACAUGCUGAGAAAACGCGGUGCAUCGCCCUUGAGGAUUAUCGCGAGCAGCACAUUCAUUGGUACGUCUACCGCCCUACCAGGAUGGAAGCCGCGACGUCGCAGCCCGGUAAGGACAGCAAGGGGAGUGCUGCGGCUUCUUCAGCAGCGAAUCGCCAGGGCCACCAGGUGCACCAUCUUCCCGAGUUUCGAUCCUGCUGGCUGCUCCUGACUUACUACGGCUUCACUUCCGAAGCGCUUGCGCUCACAAGGGCGCGACUGUGCAAAGGAGAUCACACAAAGCCGCACCACGUAGGAAAGGGGGGCUACCUCAGUGAGGCGCAGGCACGACAUAUUCGACUGCUCGCAGUCUCGGCAGCCCCACUUCUGCAAAUGCGAUCCUUGGACAUGCAUCAAGCUAUCGUUGACAUCAACGUCCUGCUUCGCUAUAUGGGGAACGACUCAGGCUUUACCAACGACAAUGCACCCCUGAUUCGCCGUCGACUUGACCAUAUCUUGUGCUACAUGUGUGGGGAUAAGCGCUGUUGGAAUAAAUUAAGACCGAGCGAAGUGUUCUUGAUGCAUGCCUUAACAAAUCUGGAGAUGCUGCGUGCCUCUGCCGGAUUUAUCUCGAAUUUGACGCUAUAUCAUUACUUCGACGCCUACGAGUUUGUUGCCUUGCCGGCCAUUCGUAGCAAGCUCCAGCACAUUGUAUCGGCCAGCUCCAAGAUAUACCUCGACGCCCUCGGGACCUUCUUGCCAAAUGUGGCCUAUCAGCUUGUGUCCAAGGAUAUAUAUCAACUGGUGCUUCUGCUAGGCUUUUCUCUGGCUUCAGUGAGAGAAUCUGCGCGCAUAAUAUUGCGCAUGAUUAUCGGAGCCCUUCCGGCCUAUGCGACGUGUGGCUCAGGGCUCCAGUUGCUGUGGUCUAUCAUUAACUUAGUUGAAUGUGGCAGCGCUUCAGACAUUGUCGAGUUUUGCCGGAAAGUGCACCUCAGUGAAGCACCAGCAAUCUUGACGGAGGUGAAUAGCAACGACCGGCAUAGACACUUGCGCAUGCUACGGGCCGAGGCGGGGUGGUGGAUGCGUGAGGCCGCUGACAAGGCCACUCUCGCGCUUUCUCACACCUCUCUCAGAUACAUUGAGAGUGAAAAUCUUCCAACAGGGUUCAUGUUGUCCAUGAAGAAAAUUGCCAACUUCUAUUUGGUGACCCCGGCCUCCACUCGGCAGGAGAAUGCAUUGAAAAGAAGGGCCGCCCGUCGCCAAUACAAGUCGUUAGGCUUCUCGAGCGGCAUCGACUACCUCGCGAUUGCUGGGGAAGACUUGCACAGCUACGUCCAGGCGUUUAUCAAGCACAAUAGCGCGAAGGAGCAGGUGAUUUUUGCGUUACGCACGUCACCGAUUCACGUGGUCGAAACGCGCAUUCUAGGGCAGCUUUGUGAGAGGAUUCAGCACCGCCUGCGGCUGACGGGGGCGAGUAGAAUCCCUAAGAGCAUCUGUGAUGCGAAGGACAUGGCACGCAGACGGAGCGGGGCAGCGAAUCAGCUGCACGAGCUUGACUCUCUAAUGUGCUUGGCUGUGGCAUUAAUGACAACCAGCUUUCUCAGCCCGAGUGGUACUAUUCAUUUUUUUCGCUUUUUAGUACAAGGCCCAAUCGAGAUCUUUGAAAGUGACAUUCUCCGCGCGGCGAUUGGGUGCUGGAGCCGUUUGCUCGCUAGCGACUGUAACACGUUCGUGCUGCCGCUACUUAUCCAAAUCGCGAAAGGCGUGGUGUGGACCGUGAGCCGAAAGAAGGGUCUCUUUGAUGGGGCGCGCCCAAGGCAAAACGAAGAGGUGCAGACUGCCACAUGCACGGAGGCGUCCGCUGCAGCGCACGUGCCGUGUACCCAUAACUACAGUCGUAACUCCCCGCACACGCUCCUCUUCAUCUUCUUGUCAGACACUUACCUCAACACAGAGUACCCAUGGGCUCUUGAUCGUUCGAUUUUACUGACAUUGUAUCAUAUGGCAACGCAUAUGGUCGAGUACCCAUCGCGUCUGUCCCUGAGGGACUCCUCCUUCGCGGACACGAUGCAUGCGGCGGUGCUGCUCGGGAAAAUUUGCUUCACCCUCCAUGACGUGAGUAUCCAGGGCCAGAAAGAGGCUUUGGUUGGGAUGAUACCCUGUGAAUCUAUUGGGGUACUACGCCAGCGCUGGUACACCUGCCUGCUCCAGUGGUUUCAGUCGAGUCGCCCAUCGUGGUAUUUCACUGAUGACCCACCACAGGCUCUCGAAAUGAUGAAUGUACUAGAAUCCCUGAUUCGCCUGUUAGAGAAGGAGCACACCCUUCUCACUCACAGUACCAGUGGUUUCCUGAGCUUCGACACUUCCACCGCGCGUCGUAACCCCAAGCCUGCGACCUAUUCAUGCGCUUCUGGCGGCAGCAUCUGGGACAUGUCCCGCAUUGCGCGUGACCACAUCGAGGCCUUACGCUUACAGAUCGAUACCAGUGAUGUGCACCAGCUUGUAGAUCAAGAGCAAGCACGUCUGCUGGGUCUCCUGAAACUACUACAGGUCCUUAUUUGGCAUGAGCUCAUUCGGCUGAAAGUGUGGCAGACACCGCGGCGUACACUCCGCAUCACAAACGCUGGCAUGAUCUCAGCGACGGGAGUAAAUAUGACGCAUGGUGUAGAAUGGUCAUGGGGGAUGCUAGUUCAGGUCGCGGCGCAACACGAUCCUGCUGUUUUAGUGGCCAUGGUGGCGCGAUUUCCAAGUAUUCUUUGCGUGCGUGCGCUCGCAUCGCAGUAUGUGGUGCAAUCCCCGGAGAGAUACGGCACCAUCCCUGAGGCUGUUGACCUGUACCUUACGAAGGAAACCCUGGACGCAGGAGCACCUGGGCUUCGGUAUUUCGUGAACUGUAGUAUCAUUCAGGCGCUGCGUCUCCUCGAUAAGCGCUACAUAUGCUACCCGUGUGUGACCUCCUACGCGAUCCGCAGUCUUCUCGCACAACCAAGCGACAACCUCAUCUUUUACCUGCUCCAAAUUCUACAAGUUCUUGCAGGCGAUGAGAGUGGUAGAAUCCAGUCAUUUCUUACGCGCAUGUGUGACAAAAGCACCAUGUUCUGUCAUCAACUCCUGUGGGCGUUGCAGACAGAAGGACGUGGAGACAGCUCGUUGGCCACGAGAUGCAAAGGGUUAAGCCUGGUAAUUCAAGGUAGGCUCAACGAAGUCGCACACACUUUUUACAUCAACGAGUUCAAUUACAUAAGCCAGCUGACGUCCCUUUCCGGGGAGUUGGUGAAGUUUGGGAAGUCUCAACGUAAGCCGAACCUUCGACUUCGCUUGCAGGGCACGGCCUUUCACGAUCCUAUCGCGCACCAGCAUCUGUACCUGCCGAUCGAUCCAAGCUAUCGUAUUGUUGAGGUUAUCCCCGAUACUGCAGUUGCUCUGCAAAGCGCAGCCAAGUGCCCCAUUCUCGUUCAGUUUCGCUGCACGCGACGUGGGCUUGAAGACAUCCAGCCUCCAUGCAAGCCAUUGAGUAAAGAGGGGAGCCCUGCUCAUGAGCGACUCUGCGCGACCAGUCACACUGAGGAGCCGGGAAGGAACAAGGAAGAAUCUGUGCUAAAGUCCUGCAUUUUUAAAAUGGGUGACGACUGCCGGCAAGAUCAAUUGUCGUUUCAACUUAUUUGCUUAAUAAAGCGUAUUUUGGACACGAUAAACGUGCCAUCUUUCCUGCAUCCAUACCGCGUCCUGACUACCGAUCAUGAUUGUGGCAUCAUCGAAUACGUACCACGAACGAUGAGUCGGAAUGACAUUGGAAAGUUAGUCGAGUCAAACAUUGCUGAAUACUUCGUGCGCACUUUUGGUCACCCUGAAUCUGUCGGCUUCAGUCGUGCACGUGAUAACUUUCAGAAGAGUGUGGCAUCCUACUCGGUAGUUUCGUACAUUCUGAACAUCAAGGACCGACACAAUGGCAACAUUUUAAUUGAUGCUGAAGGUCAUGUCGUGCAUAUCGACUUCGGCUUUUUGUUCGACUCCUCACCAGGUGGUGACAUAAACUUUGAAUCCUCACCUUUUAAACUCACGACGGAGAUGGUGCAGCUGAUCGGCAAAGAUGUCGGCUUCAAAUCUAACUUGCGCAGUUCCUCACUCGCAAAGGCUCUUAUCGAUCCCGAGCGUUACAUCCUCUUUAAGGAGCAGGUGAUUCGAUGCUAUCUCGCUGUGCGUCAGUACAGCGCUGAAAUAUGUACCCUCGUCGAACUGAUGCUGCAUAGCGGCUUGCCUUGCUUCAAGCCCCCAAAAACGAUCUCGGAUCUGAAGCGGCGGCUCGCGGUCAACAAGGGAGAGAUUGAGGCCGCGCACUUUAUGCGCUGCCAGAUUCACGAAUCCCGUGAAAAUUAUCGCACAAGGUUGUAUGAUACUUAUCAGCACUUGGUGGAAGGGAUUGAAAUGUAA